Messenger RNA from Mollisia scopiformis, 1530 nucleotides. RefSeq lists its product as uncharacterized. Lineage: Eukaryota; Fungi; Ascomycota; Leotiomycetes; Helotiales; Mollisiaceae. The transcript is spliced from 5 exons. The record is from RefSeq and is a predicted model, not a curated record. The coding region runs from base 1 to 1530 and encodes 509 amino acids.
AUGGACAAGACGAGUGCUGGCUCGAAAGAGCACACGCAAGGAGAUCUUGCGGUCACGGAUGACCCCACUGGGAGUACGAGUAACAAGACCGCUCCAGCACAAGGCUUCGAAUGGAUCGCACAUGGAGAUGCUUCAGCUCGUCGGAGAGCGAGAGCUCAUGUAACAAGAGGAUUUAGGAGAGCCAAAGCAGCUCAAGCGCAGUUGGAAAAAGGUGGAGAUGUCGUUCGAAAAAAGGGAAAGAAGUCGAAGAGCAUUUCUCCGCCAGAAUCGGAGUCAGGAAGUUCGACUUCGUCUCCUGCGGAAUCGACGCCAAUAUAUAAUGAAGAAGUCCAAGUCGCUCCAUCUGCGGUGGUUGUACAGAAUCUAGGCGCUGGUCUAGGAUCAGGCAGGACCGACCCGUUCUCGUCUUUGCCCGUGAAUAUGAGCCCUGAUGCGUAUGCACUACUGGAUCAUUAUUUCUUUGGGAUGGCACCUCUAAGCUUUGCCGGUGACCAGCGAUCCAAUUUCCAGCCUGUGAAAUCACUCAUCUUCAACGUGGGGCUUGCAGACUCAUCCGUUUUCCAUCUGGUACUAUCGGCCGCUGCCAAGGAUAUUGCAUACAUACGUGGCCAAGAAGAAUCUCAAGAUGUUGUCCGACAUAGAGGCAUCGCCUUGGAAUUGAUCAAGAAGCGAGUUCUGGAUUGGCAGGCAAGUUCUGCAGAUGGCACCCUUGUAGCAGUAGCUCUCCUCGCAGGGACUGAGCUUUUGUUCGGCACACCUCAAAACUAUAAUACCCACAUGGCGGGAUUAGAAACAAUGCUUAAUCUUCGGGGCGGACUAGAGGCAUUUCGAGAAACCAAUCCACAACUUUAUUCCAUUGUAUGCUGGUUCGAUUGCUCUGGAUCUUGUAAUCUGCUGUCCAAGCGCCGAUUUACACCAAUUAAAUACGUUCCAGAUCUGCUGUAUACUGCCAUCGAUGGUGUGCCGGAGAAGAUCCUCCAAGGCUUGCCCGUGGGGUAUGACCUCUUCAAAGAACUGGUUAGCAUGUUCGAAGGUAUGCACAACGUGACUUCAUUGGUCCAGUCAAGUGGGGAUCAUAUCCACGAGCGACCAGAAUUCAUCGUUCAGAGUGAGGCAGAGCUCUACAAGACUCUCUGCAUGCCAGACACUGAAGGAGUCAGAAGUCGUCGUCGACAUAUCCACCAGUCGCUUCUGAUCCUACCCCUCGUAUACAUGGCUUUGGUGUCGGAGUAUGAAGGCGCCUCUGCUGAGCUCUUUCUGUACAGAUUUCAGAAGGUUUUGGCUGGUGAUGCUGCUCCUUGGGGUGAAGCGGUUGCUAACCUCUUCCGCACACUACUUGUGAGCGAGCCAUGGGAGUCGAGACUCUUCGCGAUGCAAAUAUCACUGCUUGUGGAUGUUUGCACUACCCUCGAAUGGCAAUCGUGGCGAGAAAUCAAGUCAUCUCUGCUACAGUUCUUUAUAUAUGAUCCUGCAUGUCAUGGACCAAUGCAGGAGUCGUGGAAGAACAGAAUCAUCACGAUAACGAAGUGA